Molecule: messenger RNA, 3639 nt
Organism: Cercospora beticola
Lineage: Eukaryota; Fungi; Ascomycota; Dothideomycetes; Mycosphaerellales; Mycosphaerellaceae
Source: RefSeq, a predicted model, not a curated record
CUUCGUUCUACGAACACAAACAUGCAGUCGUCAUCUUCCAGAUACAAUCUGAGGCGAAGUCACCAGAACGAGGAGUUCGAUGCAGGAAGCAAUAAGCGACGAAAGAACCCCACCACAGCAUCGAACUCCACCAAACGUGGUCACCGACUCUUGCAGAACGUGGUCGAUGAACUUGCAGUUCAAUCGCCAGACACACCUUGUUUUGCCAUUGCUCGGAGCGAUGUUGCAGCCUUCGAGGACAUUACAUUCGGACGCCUAGCUAAUGCAGUCAACAGAACUGCGCAAUGGCUCAAAAGAACUAUCAGUCCCAAGCCCGGGAUGGUCCUGGCAUUUCUAGGGCCUUCUGAUAUCCGCUAUCCGCUGUUCGUUCUGGCGACAAACAAGCUUGGAAUGGUUGCUUUCUUGCCUUCCCCGCACAACCCUACAAGGAUUCAAAGUGAGCUGCUGAAGGCGACGAAAUGCUCGCACCUACUCUGCGCGGAAUCGAAGAGGGAAACUGCAGCAGAGAUUGUUGCGGGACUCUCCUCUGUGAAUCGUGCGUUCUCGGCUGCAAUAGCUGUGCCUGAGGUCCAGGAACUCCUUGAUCCAGCGCCUGCGGCCCUCGAAACAGUCAGCCAAAGUUGGAAACAACACAAGGACAAGCCAUUCGUGAUCCUCCACACAUCUGGGACCACUGGCACGCCCAAACCUAUUGCGCUCCCGCACAGCUAUUACGUCUAUGAGGAUACGAGCCAUGCCCCUGUAUAUCAAGACGCAAUGACGACCAAGGCCUUCCCAGCCGGAGCAAGGUGUUUGUGUCUCGCGCCCAUGUGGCAUGCUGGCGGAAUCUUCUUCUCGCUCAUGAAGCCUGUCCUGAGUGGCAUUAUCUCCCUCAUACCACCUAGCGGACUACCGGUUACUCCAGACCUGAUCGAGGCAUGCGUGCAAGCUACGAAAGUCGACAUUUUACAUUCUCCGCCAGCCAUUGUGGCCGGAUUGGUGGCCGAAGAAAGAUUUCACGGACUUCUGCGAGACUUGCCGAACAUCCAGAUUGGAAGUGGACCAAUGCGGAAAUCGAGCGGUGACCAGAUGCUGAGCAUCAAUCCAAAGGUGAAUCACUUCUUUGGCUCGACUGAAACCUACCUUUUACCCCUUCUCCCACUGGAAGACCCUGUUGCAGACUGGCAAUAUCAUCGACUACAUCCAUUGAGUGGUGCCAGAUUUGAGCCAGUAGAUGAUGGACUGUUCGAAUUGGUGAUCCAGAAGCUCGAGGGUACUGCACAGCCAUGCUUUGCCGUGUAUCACGAUGUGACUACGUUUCACACAAAAGAUGUCUUGUCUCCGCAUCCUUCCAAGCGAGGUCUGUGGAAGUUUGAAUGUCGCUUGGACGACGUGAUCACUUUCGACACGGGCGAGAAACUGGUUGCUAGUAAGAUAGAGUCCACGAUUAUCGGCAUUCCUGAGGUCAAAGCUGCUCUGGUUGUUGGUCAAGGUAGAGCUCAGCCUGCUCUCUUGAUCGAGCUGGAAAAUUCCACAGAUAGCUCUGAGGUUCUGGACAUGGUUUGGGCAACCGUUUCCGAGCUCAAUGCCACUGCCCCCUCUUAUGGACAAAUAUCAAAAGACAGGAUUGCAGUUGCCAAGCAGCCCUUCACGAAGACACCCAAGGGUACUGUCAAGAGGCGUGAGACCGAAGUCUCUCUUCAAGCUGAGAUUGAUAGUUUGUAUCGACAGUCUCAAACCGCCCCAGGCCUGCGAAUUGUGCAAGAUACAGCCUCUCUGUCCGACGUCUCGAAUUUCGUCAGCGCGGUUCAAGCAGACGUGAUGGGUACAGAACUUCGCAAAGAUGACGAUGUACUGGCAGCUGGGAUGGACUCACUGCAGGUGGCACGUCUUGUGCGGGAGCUCAAUAAAGUUCUCGCGGCGUCUACCGAACAAGCAGCCAGUCUGCCUCGCAUCACACCCGCAACACUUUACUCACAUCGAUCUGCCAACGCGCUCGCGGAAACCAUACACACCGAUCUCUGUGCCUUACAUGCAGGACAUCGGCACAAGGGAGGUCGACAUGCGGGAAGCCACGAUCACGAUUCCCACGGCCAUCUGCUCGGCAAGCAUAGUCGCAAACUACCCAAACAACGCAACCGCCGCAAAUUAGAUGCCACGUUGCACUCAAUGCAUCAUACAGUCCUUACGGGCUCUACAGGAAAUCUCGGGCCACAUAUUCUGCAUCGUCUGAUUCGUACAGAACAGGUAAAGCGGAUUGUAUGUCUGAAUCGAGCACAGAAUGCGCGCGAGCAGUUCCUGGUGUCGUUUCCAGAUGACAAGUCGCAUAUGCACAAAGUGCGCUUCCUAUCAACGUCGAAUCUGAAUGCUCCCAAUCUCGGCUUGCCUCAGAAAGAUUUCGAAGACCUGGUACAGAACACAACCACUCUGAUCCAUAAUGCGUGGCCAGUCAACUUCCACCUCCCUCUACUCGACGCCAAGAGCGACAUCAAAGCCACAUCCUCGAUGGAAACGCUAGACGCUCACGUUGACGGAUUGAGCUCGCUUAUCAACUUCAUCGCUGCCGGCAAUAAACAUCCUCAACUCGUCUUUGUCUCCAGCCUAUCAGCCGUGAUUCGCCACCACGACCCAGUCUCCAAGAAGAUACCCGAAACAAUUAUCACUGACCCGGCCGCUCCCGAAUCUGGAGGCUACGCUCAAAGCAAAUGGAUGGCGGAACAACUUCUGCACUCCGCAGUCCAAGCCCACACGAUUCGCAAAGUCAAGAUUAUCCGACCUGGACAGAUCGCCGGCCCGUUGCCUGAUAGUAGCGUCUCUGAUGGCUCACCAGGAGGACUCUGGAGUCGCGAUCAAGCUCUUCCAAGCUUGAUUCAAAGCUCUAUGGCGAUGGGCGUCUUGCCAGACAGCCUUGGAGAGAAGAACCGUGUCAGAUGGGUUCCAGUCAAUACGUGCGCGAGAGUCAUUGUGGAGAUCGCAGAAGAGACUUCACGCGCAGUGGUGGCGGGAGCCGUCAACGGAGGCGAAGCGGACGAAGUCAAAGUGUAUAACGUCACGAAUCAUACACCGCCUGCAGAAGGAAAGGAAAGCCGGGAACUUACGUGGACCGAUGACAUUCUGCCAAUUAUGCAACAGCAUGCCAAAUCUUAUCGGCCGGACACACUACAGGAAGCCGUCUCGAUGAGAGACUGGAUUGAUCGCGUGGAGGAAUUUGGGCCCAAGCCUGAAAAUCCAGCUUACAGACUGCUGCAUUUCUACGAGGAAUUGAUUGAUUCUGAAGAGGAUCAGGGACUGGGAGCAAGGAUAGCUACCGAGAGAGCCACAUCAAAGAGCAAAACGUUGGCAGACUUGGGACCUGUGCAGAAGGAGUGGAUGGAAUACUGGCUGAGGAGCUGGGAAGAGGUAAAUUCGCUGUCAUAAAUCAAGGUGCAUGCCUCUACUAUGCAAGGAAGCGCAAGGCCCAAGAAAGUGAGGGCCUUGCGCUCAGUCAUCGCCCAACCCGGACGAGUCAACAGUUGAAUGCAUAUCAUGUGCUUUGGAGGCUCUUCUCAGUCAUCUUGCUCCUUGAACUGGCUGCUUGGCAUCACAGCGAUCAAUCUCUUUGUCUUCACAGAAUCGUUUACAAUGCAUUUAUCUAUACGCUCACCAAAAUCCUUAUACACG